Molecule: messenger RNA, 23440 nt
Organism: Pocillopora meandrina
Lineage: Eukaryota; Metazoa; Cnidaria; Anthozoa; Scleractinia; Pocilloporidae
Source: the annotation of a GenBank genome assembly
GCCUGGGCACUAGUUGCGUUUUGAAAAACCUAAAGUUCAUCAUGGCUGACGACAGGGAAGGAGAAAAUGGGAAAAUAAAUGUUGUUGUAAAAACUUCAAAGAACAAAGAAACCAUUGAAACAGAGGCAACUGCAACUAUACUGAAGGUAUUAUCUUGCAAUUGAUAACUUAAUUCAAAGUAUUUUUGAUAAUCUUCUUGCUUUUUUUUCUAGUUCAAAGAACUGGUCUCCAUCAAAUUCAAUGCUCCAGUACAUCAGUUGUGUCUUAUUUUCGCCGGUCGAAUUUUGAAAGACGGGGAUACACUGGCUUCUUAUUGUGAGUCUUUUCAUUUCAUCGUUGACAAAUUAUAUGUUCGAAUCAGUGUGAGGGAUUUCAAUGUUCUAACUUUCUGGUUUUUAUUUAAUUUGCAGCAAUAAAAGACGGCUUUACGGUUCAUCUUGUUAUCAAGUCGGAUAGGGUUAGUUGAAUCAUUUUUUUACCCUCUGGAAAGUUCGUAUUAUUUUAUUAUCGUUUGAGAUAUUGCAAUAAGUAGUUGGGUAAUCAGAAAGUAAAAUAUUUCAUCUGGAUUGAUCAAAUCAGCCUUUGACUUUAAAGUAAUUGCUUUUUGGCAAGAAAGUGUGAUCAUUUUUAGAUCUUUCUGUUAUGUAAGCCAUUUUUUAUUUAAUUCGCUGUUUGUUUGGUGAAAACGUUUCCAAAUUUGUGGCAUGUUGUAUUAAUUGAAGUAUCCUCCUUGGUAUGUCUUUAUUGGUAUGAUCUUUGAUUUAAUUAAAGAAACUGUUCAGAAACUGUUCAGCAUUAGUAGAAAACUAAUGAUGGAAAACUCAGAGCUCUUAAGUCGAUUUGCUAGCAAAGAGUGAUAUAUUUCGCUGCACUACCUUGGAUUGUGACAGGGUGGGUAUCACCUUUAGGGGGUGAGGGGGGUAUGGGGCCAUAUUCCACUGAAAAAUUAUGAAAAAAAUUAAGUAGCUAAGACAUGCACUCCUUUAAUCAGAAUGAAAAUUUCCAUCAUUGGAAAGUGUUUGAAGCAGGUAGGAAGGGAACAAGGAGUAAAUUAUAUCUAGUGGGAUAAUUUUUUUUUUAGGUAAUUAACUAAAGCAGCAGUUUGCUAUCUAAAAGUCAACAGUUUAAACCUGAAACCUUGAUGCAUGAGUAAUGAUAGUUUCAGGAUGAGACUGUAAGAAUCUCAUCAAUCUCAAAUGGAAUCUUGAUUGUAAAUUGCUGUUGGUAAUUUGUAUAUGUAAAUUCACAAGCCCUUGGGUGAUUAAGGAUUAAUUUCACAAUAAUUUUUAAAGUUUUUCCAAAAGUGCCUAAGUUGCAAGGCAACUUGGGAAUUUUUGGGAAAACUCAGAAAAUACAAGUGAAAUUAAUCCUUAAUUGCCCAAGGGCACUUGCAAUCACUUGUUUAUCAUGUAAAGGGUAAAAUUUUUGAGUGAAUUGCAUUUGCUCUCAAUGUCUGUGUGAUGACACUUUUCAAUGCAGCCACAAAUGUUAGAACAAAUGUAACUGAUCAGUUGAUUCAAUGAACAUUUUAUUUUUAAAAUACAGUUAACAAAGUUACAUGGCUUCAUUUGAUAAAUUGCAAUCAAUAAAUUGUUGCUACAGACAGCAAAAAGGCUCAUCAUGCCCUCUUGGUUACUUAAGUGCCUGUGUGAUUAAGAAAAAGUACCCUCUGUCUAAGCCAAUCAGCAUUCAAUGAUUUUGGCCCACAUGUGAUAAUUCCAAAAAAGAGACCUCAGGUAGUAUUUGGACUAAAAAGCACUUUGAAUGGGAGAAUAUUCUUGAGUUGAAGCCAGGGUAAACUAGAAAGAAAAAUAGAAAGGUUGUUAUAAGUAUAUUGGAUAUCAAUGUUACAUAUAACAGAUAUUGGUAAUUCCUCUUUUUACAGGCACAUCUGAAUCACUAAAAAGUUAUGUUUUCUUGACUUUAAGAUUAUUUGUUUACAGAUGUUAAGGUAUUCUCAUUUAUAUCAAGAUAACAGUUGUAACAAAAUUUCAGUCUGCCAAGGGAUGAAAUUGACAUGUUGUUCCACUUGAGAGAAAGCCGUAAUUUACACUUUUACUUUUAAAAUUUUGGAUAUGGCCCUCAAACUGUACUUAAACAUCAUCAUUAUAUUCCAGUACUGGUCCAUCUUCCGAUCUGAUGAUGAGCCAGACCUACAAGAACAUAUAUUUAAACUUACCUCCUUUCCUUAUAUUAGGCACAGCAACAGGCUGCCCAACAUGCCAGUGGUCAACAACAGGUACACCUUUCUUAUUCUGGAUAUGAUUUAGCUUGUGACCUAGAGGAUGCAAGAACUUCUUUGUUUAAAAAGGCACUAGCAAGUGUCAGCUAGAAACUAAAAUGGGGAGUAGACAGUGGAAACAGUAAAUACUCAGAAGGCAAAAGUCCCAUUUAGAAUCAUAAUCCUUCAAGUCACCAGAAUUCAUUGUUUGCAGCCAAAAGAACAACAAUACACAACAUUGCAGUGAAAAUGCUCAAUUGUUGGGCUGUAUAUUAUGAUUUUGUGAACUAAGAAUACCAAUAUUCACCAAGUUUCUUAAGGCCCUCAGAGCUUAAAAGUACAAAUGCGAGUUGGUUAAACAUACAAACCUUGGUUGCUAAUUAAAAAUACAUUGAACUAGGAAUUUAUUGAUCAUCAUGUAUCCCUGACAUUAAUAAAAAUUCCAAUAGGUUACUAUCUGCAAAUAAAUGGGCUAAGCAUUAGAUCAAACCUGUACACAGCUUAAUCCUUUCACUCCCACAAGUGACCAAGACAGAAUUUCUUCUUACAUUAUCAAUACAAUAUCAAGCAGGCAGGUGAUGAAAAUAGAGAAGAAUGUCAACCAUGGGAUUAUUAGUUGAUCCAAUACCAAAUUCUCUGAACUAACAUCAUAAGAAUUGUAUGGCAGAUAGUAAGGAGAAUUACUAAUUAGAAUUUGGGAGUGAAAGGGUUAAGGGUUAUGUUGGAGUAGGAGUUAUUUUUGGGCUGAUAAGGAGUGGCCAAGGCAGUGCUCAAGUAAUGAACUUUCAAUGUACAUGUAAUUUUGGUCUUAAAUACCCUGUAGAUUUUUUGCCAGCCAUACACCCUUUAGAAUGGGAACUGAGCCUACAUGUAUCAACUGAACUUAAGUGAGAUUGUGCAUAAAAAUGUAUUAUUAUGAGGUUUUUUUAAAAAUGUGAAAACCAAGUACCCAACAGUUUACAGUGUAUCCCCUAACUGUACAUAUUUGAGUGAUGGGAUGACUAAUUUUUAUGUACCAAAUGUGAUAUUCAGUCUCCAUCAAGUACACCUGUAACUUCACCUGCAAGCAACCCAACGUCCCAAUCAGUUCCUUCAUUUCAGUCUGGGUUAGAUGGAAUAGGAGGAUUUGACAUGCUUGGAAACUCAGGUAUUUUUUAUGCCCUAGCUGUCUUUUAUGCCCAGCCGUAUGAUUUUCAGACUGUUUCUUUUUACUUCUCUGUUAGGCUUGAUGCUUUUAAAUAUUUGUUGUUGUUGUUUUUUUUUUUGAAGAUGUUUAACUUAAAUGUUGGUUUUACAUUUGGUUGGUUUUUUUCCCUUUACUAUCUUAAGUAACCAGGCUGUAAGAAUGUCGAGACAUAAGGAUAGAAAACUUAGCAUGCCUUCAACCAUCCUGUAACUAUGUGUUGGUUUUUAGGCAGUUAAUAGAUAAACAGUUAGGUACAUUUUCACACACUCUCAGAUUUGCUUUCAACAAAAUUGCAGCUUUGACUCAUACUGCAAAUUUAAGAUUAUGAUUAAUGUUUUGUGACCAUUUUUUCAAAAUUGAUUAUAAUAUAUUAUUUUUCAGGCAACAUCCACCAAAUGUCACAACAGGUAAGUCUGAGGUGGACACAAUACAGUCAACACUCUAUUUCUACAAAGUAAAGGUCACUGUCACAUGACCUGUCCAACCCUAUUUGUGCAAUCUGAUAUAAAACCAUCAUGAAGGCUGACAUUUGUAGGGCCAGACAGGUUGAUGUGAGCUAGUCCAGAAGACAAUGUCUAGCCCUAUUGCAUUUGAACUGCUUUUUUUGGAAAUAAAAAGAAACCUUUUUUUCUGUUGUUACAAAAAAUUAGCAACAGUAUUAAAGAUUAACAAGGAAAUAACUCCUGUUUUUCAAUAAAUUGUAAUUUUCAUGGUCUGACUCGAAGCAAUAAAGGAAAAAUUUUUGUUGUAGAAUCUUUUUUGUGGUUUUUAUGGGUGUGCCAGUUGAUUGUCUCCCAUUUAAGUGAGAACAAACUUGUCACAUUUUUCAAAACUUAUUUCAGAUUCCGUGGUUAUAUGAUAAAUGCUGAGUUAGAUCAGGUUAGACAGGAAAAUAUUUGCCUCUCUUUGAAGAUGCACAUAGGCACAUACUUCAUGACCUUCUACCAAAUAUUUUCCUGUCUGGCCCUCCCGCUUAGUCAAUAAGUACAGAGUAUUUAUUUUAUUUAUUUAUCAGAGUAUUUAAGGUGAUAAACACAACCAUAACCUCAGGAACUAGUAUAAACAAUGUUUUUCAGUUAGUUAGCAACCCUUCUGGCAAUCUUGUUGAAACAUCACACUCUCCUCUCAAUUUUGAGUUUGAGUUUUUUCAUAUAGAGAUAAACUUUAUUUAAAAUAAUGGUUUUUUGCAAGAUACUUUUCCUUUGUUAUAGCAUAAUUUUCAUAUUAAGUAUUUAAUAAAAUAGUUAAUGAGGGCCCCACUGAAAACCGCUGUGGUGAGUUGGGCUCCCUCGUUAAAUACUAUUAUUAUUAUUAUUAUUAUUAUUAUUAUUAUUAUUAUUAUUAUUAUUAUGGCAUUUCUAAGUACUGUUUGUGUAUUUACGUCUGUGAACCAAGGUGAUUGUUUUCUUUUAAUCAUGCUAUAACCACUUUGAUACCUGUUUCAAAAAUCUUUUUUUUAUUACAUCAGCUCAUGUCCAACCCAGAGAUGCUAAGACAAAUGAUGGACAACCCAAUGGUACAGGUAAUGCAGCUAAAUUGCAAACAUUUUGUCUGAUAUCUUACAGCAGCAAGGUGGCACAGAAAACAUUCAGUACCCCUAGUAUUCUCAGCUUCUGCAUUAGGGAAUAACAAUUUUUCCAAUGACCUACCUUCUCUUAGAGUUCUAAAAUUUGUCCUCCUUGUUACCUAAUUAAUGCUUGCAAAAUAAUCACAGUUGAUGGCAUAUGGAGCACAUAUUUGACUAUGUUGACAUGAACACCUAUGAAUGCACUUGUUCAUUAUUUUAAUUUUUUUUCCUGGAAUUUCCUUUUAUUUUAAUUUUGCAGUUGUUGGUUUUGUUGAAUAGUUUAGUUUUCUAUCAAGCCCAACUCAGGGUGGAGUUUUACGUAAUCAAAGCUUAAGCAAGAGUCUUGCACACAUUUAAUGAUGUUGUUGUUUGCUGUGUCAGCUAAUGAAUAAUAGUUGAACCCACCACCUACUUUUACACUCCAGUAACAUUACUACAAUUGUUAAUUUUCCAUGGUCUUCUUUAACAGUAUUAUUGUGGUGAUAAUGCAUCUCUUGCAGUAUUAACUAAAUUCCAUGGAAUAUUGCAUUGCACAUAAGAAUUUUCUGGUACUUUGCUCCAUCUGAAUUUGGUUUGUGUUCCAAAAAUCUUCAAUUGUGUUUUUCAACAAGGACUGCAAAGGAAUAUUCAUUCAAAGUCUAGUUUUGAUAUUAUUGCUAGCUUCACUCUACGAUUGGGUGAUAUUUCUUGAGUUGAAGUAUGUUUACAGCAAAGAAGUAUCUUUAAAACAUCAAGUUUUAAAAACUUUCCUGCCUCCCCAAAAAUCUCACCAAUGGAACACUUCCAUGACAAAUGUUUUCCAUCUUGUGGUCACUUGGCACCCACAAAAAUAACUGAUUUCAAGUAAAGGAAAACCCUCCAUUACUCUGAAUUAUUACAUCAAAUUUGGCAUUUAGAUGAGUCAUUUGUGUAUUAAUGUCAUGAAAUUUUGCUAGUCACUCCUCUUAAAUUGUUUAUGUUGACAAUUUUCUUCCUCUCUUGUUACAGAGCAUGAUGUCAAAUCCUGAUCUUAUUAGGCAGAUGAUUCUAAGUAACCCACAAAUGCAACAAAUUAUUGAGGUAAUAGAGAAUUAAUUUUAAGUGAAAAUGACAUUUAACUUUUAAAAGUCAUAAACUCUAAUGCUCUAAGAUCAAGUUUCAUGGGAUUAAAAUGACAAGUUGUGCAUCCAGUUCUCCAUAAGAUUUCAACAUAAAACGGAAAAAGUGCAAAAUAUUUUGUAAAACAUUUUAUUUUUAUUGGGAAAAAUAACAUGGAGAAGACACUGCUGUUUAAAACAUAAAAUUCAGUCACUUGUAAAUCUGCAACUUACUCAUUAUCUCAAUUUGAAACAUUAUUAGACCUGCUGGGAUUAGUCCUUUCAUUGAAGAGUUGGGCAUCAAUUUUUAAAUAUUUUGAGUGUUUUGGAUUGAACCAACAUUUUACAGCAAGAGAUAGCAAAGUCAAUGUGACAUUGACAAAGCUCCUCCUGACUGAAUAAAUCAUCCCUGUGUGUAUGAAGGAAGACAGUUUUUAAUAGCUGGGAAGUCUCUUGGACUUCCAGCAAUUAUCUACAUCACUAUUAAUAGAGACUAAUUUUUGUCAAUUUCAAACUGUGGAGUGUUUUCACAUGAUGUUAUGACAGUCACAGUGGUGUUACUAAACAAUGAAAAGUUGGCCACAUUGGUGUUCCAAAUUAGUCCUACAGGAGUUUGAUUCUUUUUUAUACAAAUUCUUUCUUUUGUGUCAAUGGAAAACAAGAUAGCUUGUCACAUGAGUGAAAAGGCUCCAUUGUAAAAAGGAUGAAACACCUAAAAUCCUGAAUACAAAAAUUAAAUUUAUUCAUCUCUUGUUUCUUCCAAACAGAGGAAUCCUGAAAUCUCUCACAUUUUAAACAACCCAGAUUUGAUGAGACAGGUAAUUCAAAGAAAAUUUUACUCAAGCUCUAAUUUUUGAGAAAGUUGUAAUUUUAAUUGAAAUAGGUUUAGUGAGAAGAAAAGUUGUUGAAAAAGAAACAGAAGAGGUAGCUAUGAAAGGAUACACUGCAUGACAUCAAGGAGAGGGAUAUCACUAACUUCACAACUGUGAGCUAUUGAGUUAUAGAGAACUUCAUACAAAUCACAGCACACACAUGCCUUAGAAGUUUAUUGCAGCUGUUCCAUUGUUGGUUUCGGCAUUCUGUACUCAAAGGGAAGGAAUUUCCAAGUUGAAAUCAAGGGUAGUGACAGGUUGUUUGAAAUAUACACUAUAGCAGCUUAAGUGCCUGCGAUUACAGUGAAAGAAAGGAUUAAUGGAUUUUAUCUUACUUUUUAAUCAAUUUUGCUUGCUUUGGUCCAAAGCAUGUAAUGGAACAAUUUAAUUCUAUGGAAUCAUUGUUCAUGUCCUAUUACAUGAAUGCUUGAUUUUGUUAAAAGGCUCUCACCAAUGAUAAGGUUCUUCAUAAUACAGUUGCCUUGCAAAGAGCACAGUUUUUUAGCCUUCCCAAGCUGUCUGCAAGACCUCUUUUUGUGAAUCACUUUGGGCCAUUUUUCUUCAAGAUAAGUACUUACAGGGUUGAUGUAAGCUCUAUUGAAAGUGAAACAAAUCAGGGAAUUAAGGCUGAGUUAGUGAAGUGAUUAAGUAAAAGUAUCAAUUUGCAUUCUAGCCUUUUAUCAGAAUGCAAAUUAUGUACAAUUAUGAGGAUAAACUUUACAUGCUGUUUAAUCCCUCAUACAUGGAGCUCAUCCUUAGGUAAAAUGAUAAACAAAACUUACAUUACUUUACCCUAUAGACAAUGGAGAUGGUGCGAAACCCUUCUGUGAUGCAGGAGAUGAUGAGGACACAUGAUAGGGCACUAAGCAACUUAGAGGUGGUGUAUAAUAGAUUUAGGCUGUAAUCACUCAAAAUAAAACCUGUAGUAAUGAAUUAUAACAAUAUUGAUGAUGAUAAUUAUAAUAGUAAUUAAUAAUAACAAUAAUAAUAAUAGUGAUUGUGAUAAUGAUACAAUAUCAAUAGUAAUAGCUCUCAUACCUCUCACUCAGGAUGAUUUCAAGUUAUAUAAUAAUUAUUUAUUGGAUAGGAUGAGACCAAGCUCAAAUUCCCUAAACAAACUAAAUGAAAGAGAGAUUCCAGCCCUAUGAUUAAGCACUCUAAAAAGCAAGAACUUUUAAAUUCAUAUCCUUAACAUCUGGGAUUUUCAAAAGAUAUAAAUAAACACAUAGACCCAUAAACACAUAUUCUAUAGCAUCCCCACACAUAGCUGAAUAUAGUUAGUUAAUGAAAUAGGCAGACACACACAUGCAUUUAAAAUGCUCAUUUAAAUGUUAUAUGUGAUAAAUAUGUAACAGCAAACAUCAUUUGUAGGAUAAGAGAAGUGUUUUUUUUUUUUUGUAUUUUAAUUUUGUGAUGCAUGCAAAUGGCUUAGCACUAUUCAAUAAGUUGUUGUUUAUGUGCUAGUGUGAUUCCACAAUGAGAGUUACACAGUACCUCAAGGAAGUCACACCUACAUGGAUUUUAAAAAAGUUUUACUCUCUUUUUAUACGGUUAUUCUUUUGUGUCACAUGGAGGUUCUGAGGUGAGAUUUUCUUCAUUUUGUUCACUGACAGAGUUUACCAGGAGGUUUUAAUGCUCUGCAACGAAUGUAUACAGACAUACAGGAGCCUAUGCUAAAUGCUACACAAGAACAGGUAAAGUAUGGACCUCACUUGGUGAUCUUCUCACCACUGCUUGUUGACUGAUUACUUAUUUACCAAUUAGAAAGUAACAGAUUAGAACGCAGGAAAAAAGCUUAUAACAUUCUCAUCCAACUGAUGUGACUCAUUUUGACCUACAAAUCAUUUUUAAGAAUAGAGCAUUACACUCACUCACUUAAGAAGAUGAUGUGUACUAUGGGUUAACAAAAAGUAGUUUCUAGAGUUGAGUUCUGAUGCAGGUUCCAAACUAACUGAGCUCAUGCAAUAGGGCCCAAUUAGGUAUGUGGCUUCAUGAACUCGCACUAAGAAUACAUUAUCAUAUAAACUGCAGUGUUAUAUAAGGAUUUCCCUGAGAAAAAACAACAACACACACACGAAAAUGUGAUAAUUUUUCUUGUGUGUUUGAUAUGGCAAAUCAGCUGCUGAGACAUCACUCACCUUUUGAGCCACUCUGUCAUAUUAAUGAAUGAAAGGGGAAGCCUUCACCAUUUUCAACCCAAGGUUGUUUGUCAAAAUUUCUCAGAUUAUGGCUGGUUAAACUCUGAAAAAUUCAUUUUGCUUAAAGACAGUGACAUUCAAAAUUUCUUAGAAAAGGAAGAAAACCAAAAUACUCAAAGAAAAACCGAAGGUUACAUCCUCAGUGGCUUCGGUAAAGGCAUUUCUUGCAGCUACAAUAACUUCAUAGCUUUUCUUUGGGAUCUCACCCAAUGUUCCCCCAGUAGACAACAUGCAACUUUUGACCUCUUAAUGUCAUCCAGGUAUGUUUAAAACAAAAUUUUAGUUGAGACCAUAUACUUCAAAGGGCUUUCUUUGUAAACCUUGGAAGAAACUUAUUCUCAUGUGACAUAAUGAAACAUUUUGAGAAAGAUAGUUAAACUUUAUAUUUCUUGUUUAAAGAUGCUAAUUAACAAAUAAAGAAGCCUUGACUGUGCUCUGUUCUGUUGUAAAGCAGUUAGAAGGCGGUUAGAGCACUCAAGAAGUGGAAAGAAACGCUCAACUACGCCUUGUGUUUCUCCCUUUAAUCUUUCGUGCUCUAGCCACUUCCUGCAUGCUUUAUAACAGAACAGAGCACAGUCAAGACUUCUGUAUUUGUUUUAUAAUAAAAAAUCCAUUAAAUUCCCACACAUUUAUUUCAAUUUUCUAAACAAAAGUGAACACUAGUGUCGUCAGCAUGCUCUAUACUCAUAAAGCACACUACAAUAAGCCAAUCAGAAUCCCAGUUAGAAUGGUUCAAAUAAUCUGAUUGGCUGCACAAGACUACAGCUGUCAAAAAUGUCAAACCAUUAAAGUUCAAAACCAUCAAAGUUCACAUUCUGCAAUAGUUUACAAACUGAAAUAGUUCAGCAGGUAGAAUUUAACACUUUUGCUUGAAGAGUUUUAGUUUAUAAAAUAUUAUUAUAUUAGUUUUUUAUAAUACAGAAUCUGAAAGUGAAAUGUUCAGUGAAAUCCAGCCAGAUUGUGGCUCAUAAAAACACAAGUUUUUUCACAUGAUAAUUAGAAAACAAACUUCUCAAGAUGAGUGUUUUAUGAAUGAACAACAGCCAAAAUUCACCAGAACUUGAAGAUUGCUCAGGAUGACUUUGGCUGCAGUGAUUGAUUUGACCUUCCACUCAAGGCAUUGGAAAGGGCAUCAGAGCAAGCUCUUAGUUGUUUAUUGGAAGGGUGGCUAAUUUAAUUUCUGAGACUUGGUUCACUAUGAUGACCAGAGAUUGUCAUGAUGAGCCAGCCAUGAUGGACCUCAGCAUGAUCAUGUCAAACAUAGUACAAUUUACUCUACAACUAUACUCUCACAGAGCAUGAUCUAUCAACCAAUGACAGUGUGCGUUAUAUCUGAACUUUACUAUAAAUGCUGAAUAGUCUCCAGAGAUGCACUUUUAUUCCAACUUAAAAUAUUAAAGCAAGAAAUGCAUUUGCCCCCCAAGUAACUUAAUUAUUGAUAAACUGUCUAUGAGAGUAUGACAGAGAAGUUUUGUCUUCUGUUAUCCCCUUAUGGAUAUCAUAGCAGACAAGGUAAGACUUCUAAACCAAAAAGAAAAAAAACUUCUUUUAAACGUCGGGGCAUUUUGUGUUGUUAGUAAAUCUUUAAUCCCCAAAAAGAUCAGUUACUCGUACGCAUAAUGUCACGCAUAUACAGCACAGUAAUCACAACUUGCAAGUACUUUAUGCUUGCACCACACUGUGCAUAAAGGUUGAAAAUGGAAAAUCUUCACUAUUUUUAUGUGAGCACACUUAUAUACCCAACUUGUUAAAGAAACUUCCUCCUGAUGAAGUCUGCUAUUGUCAGACAAAACACGUAGGAGAUUAAAACAGGUUUGUACUACUUCAGUUCAUUCAAAGUUAAAAGUUUCAUAUAAAAAGAUAAUUGCUGAGGUUUCUAUUGCUUCCACUUAAUUUUAGUUGCUGUUCUACCUUAAACUCAGGUAAAGUUAUUUUCAAGUGGAUCCCAAGGGCAUGUUGAAGAGUAAAUUACAUUUCAUUACAUUUCAGAUGGAACAGUUGCGAUGAACUUGUAAGGUUAGAUUAUAAGUACACGUAUGGGUAUGAAUGUAAACUGAUCAACAACUGUUUGUAGUUACAGCGUGCACAGAAUAAUCCAUUUGCAGCAUUAUUUGGCGGAACAUCAGGUAACAACCACCAUAAGUAGCAUAUAGUUUUCAACAAAUCAUAAGAAAAAAGAUCUUUCAAACUUCCUGACCCUUCAAACAUUACCACCUCAAUUGUUACAAGAAAUAGCUUCUCUCAGCCAUGCAAUACUCCUAUCUAUAAACAGACCAUAACUUCCAUCAAUAGGGUGUCAUGAUCUGUGAAACACUAUUUAUCUCUAAUUAGCAGUUUUUAUUCUUGAUACUGUAGCCUCUGGUGUUACAUCAAAUCAAUCUUCAAACCCUCAACAAGGAACAGAAAACACAUCUCCUCUUCCAAACCCAUGGUCUGCUACACCUCAACCAAGUCAACCACUAGUGCCUCAGACAUCUACACCUUCUAGUGCUUCUACGGCUACUACUACUCCUGUGUCCAGGUUGGUCUUGAAAGUAUUCAUGUUUACUCUACAAUGGCAUGUACUUUAAUGUUCAUUCACAAGAAAGUUAAGAUAAAGGGAUUAAUUGAUUUUACAUCUGUGAAGUGCCUAAGCCUUUGUCACUGAUAAACAGCUGGAUUGGUUGUGCUCAAUGUAGUAUUUCAAUCAGGUAAUUCUUAGUGUUAUGAUGUGCAUCUUAUACAAGAAAUUGCAAAAAACUUUAUUUGGACCAAGUAGACUGAUUAUCAAAGGGGAAUAGGGAAAUGAUAGUGUAACCUGAAGCUCAAUAUGUAAAAGAUAUAUGGCAAUAAAACUGGUAAGUAGAAAACAGAGAACAGUUAUAAUUACAUUUAUAAAAGAUUCUACUCUCUCAAUUUGUUUAGAGCCCUGUCUAAAUCAAUAAACAAUUAAAAAGUUUUUAUUUUAAAAGUUUUUAUUUUAAAAGUUCUCUGUAUAAAGCAGACAUGACAUUCUUUGGGAAGCUCAUCCCUUUCCUUUCCAGUGGGGUAUAGAAAUGUGGAUUGGCCCUUUACAGUUUUGGUUCUUGGGAGAUGGAGUUCUCUACUGUUUCUCAGGGCCCUAGUGCCUUGGAGUUGGAAUGUUUGUAUGAAAUAUUCUUGUUGUUACCAGCAAUUAUUCUAUGUCUGUUUCAAAAUGUCAAGUGAUUCUGAAAAAUAUCUGGUUUUGAAGUGAACAAAUUUUGUAUGUGUUUAUAUGCUUUCAUCCCCUACUAGCUUUGUGAGUCAGCCCCCUGCCCCUUGGGUUAUACUAGCUUGCCUUCACUUUCACCAGCUCACCCAAAAAUCUUCCAACUUGUUUCUGAACAGCAGCAUGGUGUAAUCAUUUUCUGUAGAAAUCAUUGAUAAGUAUUUUGAUGAACAUGUAAUUCAAUGGCAAAACCAAAAAAAAAGUUAAAUCAAUAAAAAAUUCUUGGUAUGUAAACUGACACACAAUUCCUGCACAAGUAAUGCAAUACCACUACAUUACUUUAGUCUUAAACUAACUGGUUUGACCCAAUUUUAUGCUUUUGUCUGUCUCAUAUUUCAAGAAAUACUUCUAAGAACAAACUAAAUAAAGAUGGCUCUUUUAGGAGUAAUAUAUAUUUUAAACAAUGACUAACAUAUGUAUUUCAUUGUGUAAUGCUCGCAAUUGUGUAUAUUUGGGCCUGGUAUUUCAAAGCCACUUUGCAUGCUUUUGUAGUCCAGAGUUAAACGUAGAAAAACAAGGAAUUCAACAUUGAUCAAACAUAUUUACGAUUUUGUUAGAAAAAAAUACAUGAUCUGAUCUAAGGGAACAAGUUGAAAGAAUUGGUGCUAACUGAUUAAGUUGGAAGCAAACUUGUUUAACUGUGGGGUGGGGGACUUGUUUAACUCCAGAGGGAGAACUUGUUCAACUACAGGGGCAAACUUGUUUAACUUUGGGCAGGCAAACUUGUGUCACUGCAGGGGGCAGACUUGCAAUUUGGUGAAGCUAGGCUUCAAUCCCUGGAAAAUAAUGGGCAAACUCUCAGAUUUCAGUAGUGUCAAACAAUUCAAUAACACUGUUUAUGUUAGAGCAGAUCAUUUUUACAGCUUGUGUAAACUAUAACAUUUCUAUUUAAUUGUUACUGUCAUAUUGAUUUCAUUUUAUGCCCAAGCUCAGAUUUUUCAUUGACUAUGAAACCAACAUAAUUUUAAUAAUUAACUGAAAUUUCUAAACAAACAUCUAACAACAUCAAGAAGGUUCAGGGGAAACGUGUGUGAAUGUUACCCAGUGGCCAGCCAUACAGCCUCAGCAUAAUUCUAAUCACUAAAUAAUUCACAUUUGGUCUUUUUCCUUUUGCUUUUUGUUUCUCCUUGAACACUGGAGCAACAAUUUUACUACUAGGGAUUAAGUUAAGCAAUAAAUAUAGACAAAAUAAGUAGUUUUAAGAGAUUAUCAAAUAAUGUCAACAGUCACCAUUGGUCUUGAAUUGAGUAGCUAGUGUUUAGAAAAUAAUAUGAAUUUUAUCCUUUUCAGUGGUGGUUUUCACAGUUCUUGUUUCUACUCAGAAACCAAGCUCUUCAUGUGCUUUUUUUCAGUGUUGGUAACAAUUCAAGCCCUAACCCAUCUCAACAAGAAAACACCAUGACAAGCAUGUUCCAGACACCAGCCAUGCAGUCCUUGAUGCAGCAAAUGACCAGUAACCCAGCCUUGUUUCAAAACAUGAUGCAGAGUCCUUACAUGCAUGACAUGAUGGAACGCAUGCUACAGAAUCCUGAACUCAUGGCUUCUGUAAGUUGAUAUGCAAACUAAACCAACUAAAUCAAUUAUUUACUGAUAUCAUAGUUUCAAUGGGGUUUUUGAAUCUCUUCAAAAGUGACAAAGAGAAUUUAUUUGGAAGUGUAUUUUUUGGUUUUGUUUUCAGUGUUUUGUUGGGUUUUUUUUUUUCUAUUCUUAGAAUGUCUUGGCCCAGUACAGCACUGGUAUAUGUUAUCCUUACUUUAAGUGUUAUGUUUUGGAACCACAUUCUAACUUUACACUGUAACUCUUAUGACUUAUGCAACUUAAAACUGGAUUGAUUUGCAGUUUAAGAAUGGUAAAUUAAUUUCACUGAAUGCUGAAACAAAAUAAUAAGCUUACUUCAAAUGAAGCUUUUCUGGAUUUUAAAGUUUGUGAUGUUGUUAAGGUGGCUUGAAUUUCUUUCAAUUUUUCCUCAAGCAACAAUAGUUAUUGUUCUAAGGAUCAGUACUACUCUAGCUUUUCCUUUGUUUCCCUGAAAGUCUUUUUACAGCACUGUAGAAAGAUUGAUCAUGAUAUAGUGAUUGUAUUUCAGCAGUUAGUAAACAGGAUGAUCAAAGUCAUUUUUGAAUUACAUUUUCUGAAAGCACAAAUUAAGAGUAUUUCUAGUGGCUGCGGUGUUUCAAUGGUAAUCAGAUAUUCCAAAACGUUUUGACACAACUUCAUGAGAACCAAUUUUGCUUUUUUUCAUGCCAUUUCCUAGAAACAAAUUAGUGGUAUUGUUUACCCAUUCAAGAGUAAAUGUUUGGAAAUAGCCCAACCAUUUUGAGCCACCUGAAAUUAUGUUUUAACCUCUGUUUGCUUGAAUUACAAAAAAAUAAAUAGACUAAGAGAAAUGUGUGUUUCUUGUUUAUUGCUUCUUGUUUCUCCAACAGAUAAAUAGAAAUCUGCUAGAUCCAUUUUUGAGAACCAUUUUGAGUCCAAGUGUUAAGUUCUUCUUUAUACCAUAGACACUAGAAUUAGUGGACAGAAAACUAAAUGGCUUGUGCAGGAAAAAAAAUAUAUUUUAUGAUGAGGAAUAAAACCUCCAACCUUCAAAUUCUAUGACCCUACACUGAGCCACUGGUCCACAGAGACUUUACAGUGACUUAGGCCAUUGCUAGGUUCAUAUGUUUCAUAUAUUGUUCCUCUUCUUACAGUUUUUUCCUCCUGUCUUGUAGAUGAUUAGAUCAAAUCCAAUGUUUCAAGGAAAUAGCCAGCUAGCAGAUCAGGUAGAGUGGUGUAACCUAAUUUUUUAAGAUUUCCUCUACACAAGCUGAUACAAGUUUGGCUCGCUUUGUUGACAUCAUAUAACCACAAAAGAAAACAAACUUUUGGACUUAAAAUGUGUUGUGGUUAGCUUGCUAUCCUGUGAGGGUAUCAUCAUGUUAUCAGGUAUGAACCAAUUGACCACCCACCAGGCAGUUUGUUCUGUCAUUAGUGAGCAUUAAAUUUCAUUCCUUCAAUUUAUAUUUUUUUAGAAACAGUCCAUGAUUACAGAGGAAAUAAAUCUCCCUAGGUUCAUGAUUUUUUUUGUAUGUGACAAAGUCAUUAAUGCAUGGAUAUAACCUUCACACAAAUUGUGACCCUCCAUGUAAUUUCGGGGACAAAGGUGAUAACACGCUCACAACACGCCAAUACAACACGCUUAGCGUGUCCAAUGUGCGUAUGUAUUAUACACUAUGUUCUGCUUCAGUCAAGUUAGCACGCUUGGUCUUUGUUUUGGUCAAGCGUGAUCGAUGUCACGCUUAGCGUGCAAGUUAACACAGGUUAACACAGUUAAAAGCUGUAACCUUCACGCUGAAGUCUCUGAUUCAACCCUCUCUAAGAAAAUUUUCCCAUGACUUAACCGUAGGGUUAAAUAAUUUUUAACAUUAUUAAUCCUAAUUUGUAGUGCAGAUGCAUCAAAAGGUGUAUGUAGAGGUUAUAUCUUUCAAUUGCAAAAUAAAAAAAAUUGAAGAAAGAUCAUUACUGUCAGAAACUCGUGUAAAGUGCUUGUGAAAAAAGCUUAAGCUGAGGAGGCUAAUUUUAGCCUCAGUUUUGCAUGAUGGUCUGAGUCAAACAUUGGUGGCAAGGUGACUUCUCUUGGUGGCUACUUAACCUUAAAUUUUGACUACAUUGUGACUUUAAUCCUAUUGUUAAGAUGAAAACUGCAUGAAUGACAAACUUUAUAUUUUUAUAGGUUGCAUCAAGACUUCCAGAAUUUAUGCAGCAGGUAAGAUAGUUAAGUUAAUCAGUUACAUUGGAAAUAUUUUCCGAUCAGAUCAUUUGUCCCUGAGGUUUUUUUCUCUUAGAUAAACCCCAAUGAAACCCCCAGAUAGAAAGGACUCAAUAAUAUCUUCGGGGAAAAUAUUCUUGCCUAGAGAUCUUUAAUCAUAUUUUAUUUCUUUUGCAAAAUGUCCAUGCUUCGAGAACAUUGCCUCCUAGUGAAAGAUGGUUUUUUGUCUCACGGAAACUUCAACAUCCGUGGCUUAGUUGUUUUAGAAAACGCUGACACUGUCAUUGAUGUUGAUGUAUUUCCUAAAACCUCAUAGGCAAUAAAAAUAAUUCCCAUGAUUCGAAUAUGUGAAGGGAAAAAGUUAGGAGGCUAUAGGAUAAAUCAAUAAAGGGGUAAGUUUCUAAAGAAACUGUGGUGCUGCGUCGGUGGGAGAGUAUAGCAGGUAAUUUAGUGUUAACAACUGGGUUGAAAACGUAAAUUAGCCACCAUAAAGGGUAAAAAAGCUGACGUUUCGAGCGUUAGCCCUUCGUCAGAGCGAUAGACGAAGGGCUAACGCUCGAAACGUCAGCUUUUUUACCCUUUACCGUGGCUAAUUUACGUUUUCAACCCAGUUGUUAACACUAAAUUACCUGCUAUAGGAUAAAUCAUCAUGAUAUCUAUUUCAGUUUUCUAAACCGCUUCAAAAUUCUUUAUGCCUUAGGCAUAGGCAGUGUGUACCCUUUAUUACUACCAAUUCACUUAUCAGAAAUACCUGACUUUCAUUGGCAUUUAAACAGAUGCAAAAUCCGGAUUUCCAGCAAGCCAUGACUAACCCUAGAGUGAUGCAAGCCUUGAUGCAAAUACAACAGGGGAUGAUGCAGCUACAAGCAGAGGCACCAGGCCUAGUACCAGGAGUGGGGUGAGCUAAGCAGGCUGCUGAGCCCCUUUGAAGCAUACUUUAAAAAUUUGCUUAGUUAGAAUAUCAAAACGAAUUUUAGAGUGUCAGAGGAAUCGUUGCUAAUUCAGCAAAAACAAAAUGGAGGGUUCUUCUGAACCCAGAGACGUAAACGGAAUGUAUUUUGGCCGCCGUUUUAAGUCCCACUAAACUGCCAAUCUUUAUUUCUCUAUAAAAAUGCUUUUGAUCAACACCACUCAAUAGGAUAAUUUGCAGUUAGCUUUUUGAAAAACAUCCAGAGUUGCAAAAUUAAUUGCCUUUGCGAAAAGGAAAUUGUAAAUUUCGAGAGUCAAUUUUUGUGAAUGGAGGAAACAGGAGAACCUGGAAAUCUGAAACUCAACAAUAUAUGACACCAGGUGCUGGAAACAGAGUGUUACAGCAUUUCCCUUGGUUGUUUCUCCUUUCAUUUGAUAUCCACGCUUAACUUAUCAAUGACUUUAAUGACAUUGAUGGGUAAUCCUGGAGUGAGCAAUCAAACGUUUCCAUAUAUAUUGUAAUCUCGCUCUAUGCUUAAGUUAGUCAAUUGAGUAACUCCUUUUCUGUGAGUUCCAUUUCUGAACCAAGUAAACUUAAUCAAACAAACCAAACAAAACAAAACUCGAUCCAUCGGAUUUUGUUCGCCUGAGUUCAGUCUUUUGAACAAAAUGAAUUCAUUCUUUUCCUGGUUGUACCAGUUCCAAACCAUUUGCUUUUAAGUGAAGCAGUCGAUUUAAACUGAACUCAGGGAACAGUUUCCUCUGAAUUCUGCCAUGAAUGAACACAUUUACACACACAUUGUAAUAGCACGCCAUGACAGUAGGAUUUUUGUGAUAAUGUCUCGAGAGCUUGUUCCAGUCGAGGCCUGGUAUAUUUCAUGAUGUAGUAGAAAUUAUACUCUUCCAAGGCAGGAAGACUUACACAAUUUAACUAGAGGACAAGAAGUAAAAGUCUCGUCAAGAUAAAGGUUUAUCUUGAAAUUUAGAUUUUAUCAGAGCGAAUUUGUUAGACAAUCACGGCGUUUUAAGGGUUCUCGAAGUCAUCAAACAACAAGAGUAGGACGCCAAAAAACUUGAAAGUACAAAGCAGAGUUUCAGUCAACGUUCUAAAUUGAAGUUCUACUUGAAACAAUCAUCGUGAAUUCAACUGAAGAAGGAGGUAGCACAACUUUCAGGAUAUCUAUCUAGAACUCCAGGAGUCCGUUAUUUCCUGCAAUGAAAGCCUGUCACAGCCUCCAAUGCAAUGAGAGCUUACUGUACUUCAAAUACCUGAAAAAUCGAGGGAAUUUCUUCCUCUGAUGCUGAACGGAAACAUGGAGGUUAUAGUGACUUUUAAACUCAUUUGGAGAAGACCUGGCUUUUGGAGUGGCUUGUGGACGACCCAGUAGCCCAAAGCACAUACUGUAGCCCGCAAAUCAUUGACCAAUAACGUAGAGUCUAUUCAAAUCUAAAAUCCAUGUGGACACGGGGCGUCACCGAACUGAGAACUGAGUACAGCUGUUUGUAUUCAGAAGUUGUCAAUAAUGCCUGAAAUCACAAUUAACCUCUUGAACGUCAUUAAAGUUUGCAAAUAUUGGUCGCUUUGAGGAGAUUCUCAGUCGAAGGAGUAUCUCAUCUGUUGAAUGGAAUCGCUCUAUAGGCUCAACAGUUCAGUCUUGAUUAUACUCCACCUGAGGGGAUGCCCACCAUUGCAAAGUCAAAGCAUCAAAAUGUUCACAUUGUAUAGGAUAAGGAAUUCCCAUUUUCACCUCAGGAUACCCCUGAUGACUGCCAUUCAGAACACAUGUGGAAGUAACCUCCACACAGAUCAAGACAAAUGCUUUGAAGAUGACUCUUCUGUGAAUCUUGAUGCGCCUACAUGGCAUAGAGAAUGCCAACAUGAGUAGGAGGACUGGAUUCAAUGUUGUGGUACAAAAUAAAGUGCAAGUCUCUAAGGAUAAUGUCAGAUAUCUCCCAAUAAUAGAUAUACUAGCUAAUGACAUGUCUACAAUGUUUGAAGUACAUCGUCAGUCGUUAAAGAUUGGAACGAUCUCAAGCUUUACACCAUCGACGUCGUUUUUGAUCGCGUCAAGCACUUUACGUUAGUGUUACAGAAAUCAAAUGGAUCAAUGAUCACAGUGCUCUUAAAAAAGUAGAAUUGCUAGAGGUGAAACAGAUGUACAGUUCUUUACAGUCAACACUACAGCUUGGUGGAGACAUUUCAGAGCCAAGGGAUGUUGCUUGUGAUCUGUUACAAACCAAAGAUCUUGGAGAAAGAGCCUACCGAUGUUUCAGCUAGGAAAGGCCAGAAGUAAUCCCUCCGGAAGUCAAACUUUAAUAUUAUAUCGAAGAAGAUUGUAACUGAAGCUGACCAUGCCUUAGUUGUACAGAAGCAAGGCAACUAAGCAUGAAGGAGGUACCAUACUAUUGUAUGCAAGUAACAUCUUUCGCUAAAGAGUUGCUGAAAUGUACUUCAUCGAUUGAAAAUAUGCUAACCCAGUCGCCUUGCGUUAUCGAUGGUAUGGCAAAUGUUCAGAAGUUAAACAGUGAUCAAAAGAUUUUUGGCAGCAGUUGAACAGGUUUCUGCGGAACCCCGAGACCAUGAAACAGCUGAUGCAUUACAUCAUUAGCGAAUGGAGGAAAAUCGUUUUAGUGUCACGUUGGGCAGGAAAAAAGUACACUGCACAGUAGGAGAAGAAUGUUAUGAAAUGGCGUCAGAUUUGGGUCAGCAUUUUGUGAAGAGCUACGAUCUUUACAAUAGGAAGUGGACACGAGAAUGGAGCCAGGAAGAAAUUUCAUUUCCACAGUCUCGAUAGUGUCUGCCAUUUUAUCCAGUUUGACCAUUUUAACCAGUUAAACCAUUUUAGCCAAUUCGCCCAUUUCAACCAGUUGGACCAUUUCGUCUACUUCUACCAUUUCAACCGGUUGGCCAUUUUAUCCAGUUAAAGCAAUUCAACCAGUUGGACCAUUUCAACCAGUUCAUUACAAGGAAGGAUGUUGCACAUUUUGUGGUGAUCUAUCUUUCUAUUGCUAACACUGUGGAAAAUGGUUCUGACAGGUGAAUUAAACGUGAACGAACGGAAGAUUGGCCAAUUCUUUUUUAAAAAAUAAAGAGUCUUAAUGAUGUGGAAGAUUCAUUUAAGACAUAAAUGAAUGUUCCUUUUUGAGGGCAUAACGUCAAAAGCUCAAAGAAGUUCCUGGUGAGAUAAUUUUAGUCUCUGUUUCUUUCAUUUUUAGCCUUACUGGUGGCUCCUCUCCCGCAAUGAGCACAAGUUCAACCACUUCUCCAGGCAACAACAUGACCACACCUACAUCGCAGACAUCAGGUUUGUUUGACUAAGGUUUUGAAUCAUUAAACAAUGCAAAUUUUAAAUUUUUGAUAGACUAUUUUAAAAAGCAAGAGGUAUAUUCUAAACACCUUAUUGUUUUGUCUAAGCUAUAAGACGGUAUAUACAAUUAUGGCACUGAACGCGCUUUUAGGUUGGAAAGACCUUUCCAACCUUGAUGAACUCUGUAUGUGAAAAUCAUUUUGCUCACCGCCAUUUAGAACCUUGUCCAGCAACCCAAUGAGAGUGUUACUUCUCCUUUUUUUCCCUCCAAUAAAAACUGUAUUGUCUUGAGCAAUGUGCUUCUGCCAUAACUAAAUCAACUCCUUCUGGUUGUGUUUCUCGUCAUCUGGGUGGAACUUUGCCUCAUCAAUUUUUUUUCCAAGUUAACAAGUUGAUAUAGAGCGAAGUUCACACAUUUAAAGACAGAUGACACGAUUGGCUCACAAUUCAACACUUACCUACCUUAGCGUGCUACAUUUACAGUACAAUUUUUAUCUGGGUUACUACUUAGUUAUUACUAAGGAUUAAUGAUGGUUUCUGGAGAGUACCUCUCGCCCAGUCUGGUUAGCCAUUUAAGUCACUUUAGUAGCCCCUCUCAAUUAACGCAUUACUCCAUGAACUACCUUACUCUACAGCAUGUAGAAUGUUUUUUUCGGUGGAACUCUAUGAAUACCUUUCACUGAGAACCACUCAAUUAAAGGAUUGGUUUUGGUACAUUACAGUGAGAUUGUAGUGGUGUAUAUUUUUUGUACUUUAUUUAUUUACGUAUUUAUUUAAUUUGUUUCAUUUACUUAUUUAUUUUAAAUUACUUUUGCUUGUAAACUGGUCUUGUUUGAUACACUGCAUAUCUAGGAACACAAGGUGAGACACAAAGGCCAAAUGCUGGAGGUACUCCGGGAACCACUCAAGGGGUUCCUCAGGGAAACCCUAUGGCGCAGCUCAUGUCCCAAAUGAUGCGGCAGGUAUUAUUCUUGAAAUGACCUUUGGCACGCAUUUUGGCUGAUUCUCUGAUUUUUAGUGAAAGAGACAACAAAACAUUAUUUUUUAAUUUUCGGUCGCUGCGUCUAGUUAAAAUGAACACGUCUCAGUCAAUUUAUAAGCCGUCCUCCCUUGCCAACAACUUUAAGACCGGUAGAACAGAAGAAAUUUAUUGGGAAGAGGAAAGUUGGAAAUCAACGAAAAAUGCCACAACUUGUACACUGUAUUGUAGUGAAAGAAGUCAUGGUUUGAUUGUCAUGAAACAUCACCCCUUAUGUUUUCAGACUCAAAAUCCUGAGGUCGCCUACCGCGCGCAACUGGAACAGUUGGCUCAGAUGGGAUUUGUAGACCGGGCUCGGAAUAUCCAAGGUUAGACCUUUGAUGCGUGGACUUUUGUUCAGUAGGCAAUAACUUGCUAACUGAGCUUUGCCUUGCGAUACGUUGCUGAAUUUUACUUAAGUUUACUUUGCUGUUUGCUCUAAUGUCAGAGAAGGAGGUUAGAAGUGACUGGGGAAUUGCGAAUACUUAAACCAAAAACAUUACAUUACACACAUUUCUGGAGAUUUGUGGAUUCCUCUUUACAAAAAGUAACUAGUGUGCGUUUCCAUUUCAGCUUUAGUUGCAACUGGCGGCGACUUAAAUGCUGCAAUUGAAAGACUGCUACAAUGAAGACGGAUUCAAAUAUAUUACUAACCUAUGGAGGGAAAAAACUGUCAGAAUUAGAGAUGAAAAGGGGCAUACUUUGUCCUUUCUGUGCCUUAUAAACAGUGUAAAACAAAUAAACCGCGCCCGUACUGUGCCAGCCAGCAAAAAGUAUGGGAACUAAUCAGCAGUAAUAGAAUGGAAAAUCGUUUUGUGGAAUAGCUGUCUUAUAAUACAUAUUACUUAGGCAUCACACAAUACAAAUGUGCUAGACUAGCUUAACCUUAUUACAAGCUCUAGAAGAUCAUUAUUGAAUGUCAUAUUCAGAAUCAUGUGCCCAUUUUCCAUGAGGAUAGUGUUUUUGAUUUAACUUAUCCCACAUCUAGAAACUACAAGGAAUUUUUAUGUCACCUUUUCUACUUUGAAAAUGUAAAUGAAGAAAAGCUAUUAGAUGUUGUGAUUCCCCAAUAAAAUAAGGAAUAGUCUUUUUUGGUGAAACUUCAAGUAACCAUGAAGAUCUCACAGAAGCUUUCUGCCAGUCAUCGCCAAUUCCUUCCUUUGGGGCUUGAUAAAAAAUGCGAAGCACGAACAGCACUAAUUCAGGUUUGAUUGUUACAACGACUUGUUGUUUUUGUAUACAACUUAAUCGGGACAAGUUAUUGGGUUUCGAACUAAACCAGCUAAGUAAGUUUGAGUUGCUUGAACAACAUCCGGUUGAAAAAGUUUUGUAGGGAACAGCUACUGUGUGGAUUAUUUGUGCGCCUUGGAUUUCACCAAACUGAAGACUGAUAGAUAAACUUGGUCAGAAAAGGUAAUAGAACAUGAAAUAUUAUGCCAGACAAAUUCUUGUGAAUGGCGAAGGACCCUCAGAGAAUGAAAAGAGGUAAAUAGGUUAGGAGAUAUUUAACACCAUGCUCAUGCUUUGAACUAGGCUCUUACUCCUUUCUAGUGGAAGUAGUGAGGUGAAAGUAACUUCAAAUAUGAGUGUGGAAUAUGCGCCGUUUUCACUAAAUGUCACUCCGCACAUCGUAUCAUCUUAAGGCCACCAGUUGUACAUUUUAAGCGGCCCUUAUGGGAAAUGUUUGGAGAUUUCCAUGAUUCCUUGGGCACAAUUCAUCUGGCUUUUCUCAAAUUGUUGAUGAAAAUUCGCAAUUCGCUUUCUCGAACAGGUUAUCCUGGAAAACGUGUUAAGUUACGAUAAAAAAAAAGGAAAACAAAGUCAUAAUACUCAAGGACUUAGUAGAGGUCUUGAUAAAAGUCAAUGACUCGAAAAAGGGUUAUGAUUCGUUAAAGUGAUGUUGACAGUGCCGUUUACGGUGCAUUUGCUAUAGACUUGUAGUUUGCUCCUUGGCGACCACAGCACUGUGAAUCUGUGAAUGAUAAUUAAAAUACCUAUAGAAAAGACUCAGGUGUGCUGGUGUCAAUUUAAAAAAAAAUAAAAAAAAAAUAAAAAAAAAUAAUAACGAAAGAGAAUCCACACGGUCUGAUAUCAAAUUCAACUCUAUU